AAAUUCUCACGCUUAAUCAACGAAUCAUGUGAAAAGAGCUUCAAUUUCGCAAAAAAAAAAAAUGGAUACAAAAUCGAAGAUCUCGCAGUCCCGCAAGAACCACAACAAGUCAAGCAAGAAGCACGACGCCAACAAGAAACAUCAACAACAAGAGGACGAUGUCGGAAUCACGAACUCGUGGAUCUGCAAGAACGCGUCUUGCAGAGCCAACGUGCCGAAAGACGAUUCCUUUUGCAAGAGAUGCUCUUGUUGCGUGUGCCAUUCUUUCGACGAGAACAAAGAUCCAAGCCUCUGGUUGGUUUGCGAGUCCGAGAAACCAAACGACGUCGAGUUCUGUGGCUUGUCGUGCCAUGUCGAGUGUGCGUUUCGUGAAGACAAGGUUGGGGUUACUAGUAUUGGUAACCUGAUGAAGCUUGAUGGGUGUUUCUGUUGCUACUCUUGCGGCAAAGUCUCUGAGAUUCUUGGAUGUUGGAAGAAGCAGCUUGUGGCGGCAAAGGAUGCGCGAAGGAGAGAUGUUCUGUGUUACAGGAUAGAGAUGAGUUACAGGCUUCUCGAUGGGACUUGUCGGUUUUCUGAGUUACAUGAGGUUGUUAAAGCUGCUAAGUCUAUGCUGGAAGAUGAAGUCGGUCCUCUUGAUGGGCCUUCUGCGAGAACUGACCGUGGCAUUGUUAGUCGGCUUCCUGUUGCGAGCGACGUGCAAGAGCUCUGCACUUCUGCUAUCAAAAUGGCUGAGGAUUGGUCAGCCAACAUAGCUAGAGAUUCGAUUCCUGCUGCGUGCAGGUUUCAUUUUGAAGAUGUUGCGUCUACACGCGUGACUCUUCGUCUGAUUGAGCUCCCUAGUGCUGAAGAAUGUGGAGUAACGGGUUAUAGGUUAUGGUGUUUCAAGAAAGGAGAGACGCCUGAGGAUGACCAGUUUCUUGAUUUGAGUAGAGCAGAGAGGAGGAUAUUAUUAGCUGACCUUGACCCGUGCAAGGAGUACAUGUUCCGUGUUGUAUCUUACACAGAAGCUGGUUGUUUAGGUCAUUCUAACGCUAGAUGUGUUACAAAGAGCGUUGAGAUAUUGCGUGAUAACUCUGUGGAGGGUAGGACGAAGAGGAGGAUUAACGUAUUAGGAAAUGAUCAGGCUUCAGAUCGAGAGGAGAAAAGCAGCAUUUCCUCGGGAUUUCAAAUCGGGCAACUUGGGAAGUAUGUGGAAUUGGCUGAAGCUCAGGAGGAUGGCCUGCUUGACGCGUUUUACGAUGUAGAUACUGAUAAAAGCAGUGAGCCAGAGGAAGAAGUGCCACCUCGACGACCACUUGGGUUUGACCUUAAUGUAGUUUCAGUACCAGACUUGAAUGAGGAGUUCACUCAACCUGAUUCUUCUGGUGGUGAAGACAAUGGAGUGCCAUUAGAUUCACUAGCUGAGGCUGAUGUUGGUAACGGUAAUGGUAAUUAUAAUGAUGAUGAUGAUACUGUGUCUAACGGUACACAGAAGAACAACAAUUGCUUGGUGAGAUCAGAUGGAAGCGGUGAUGAUCCCGAGUUUGAUUUCCUCAUGACCAGGAAGAGGAAAGCAGAUUCAAUCAGUCACGGAUCAGAGAACAACGAGUGUGACAGUUCACCGAUUGAUGACACUAUUGAGAAAUGCAUGAAGGUGGUUAGGUGGCUGGAGUGCGAAGGCCACAUCGAGAAAACAUUUAGGAUCAGGUUCUUGACAUGGUUCGGCUUGAACUCGACUGCUCAAGAGCAAUCUGUUGUGAGCACGUUUGUGCAGACUCUAGAAGAUGAUCCAAGCAGCCUUGCUGAGCAGCUUCUUCAUGUAUUCUCUGAUGUUGUCUCCAACAAAAGGCCAAACAAUGGAUCUUGAAGCAGUAGCAAGCUCUUUUACUAAUCAAUUCUUUGUUAGUAUUAGUAUUUAUGAAUAAUAUAUUAUUAGAACCAAAAUAGUCCAUGAUUUCUCCCUAACAUGGAUUUCGGAUAUUAUUCUAUCUUUGGAUUGGGUGUAGGAUUUGACCUAAAAGACUCUUGAGGGCAAGCAUUUUGCCUUUCUUCCUUGUUUAUGUUCAUAUCUAUUGAAACUAAGAGGUCUUGAACUAUUUGCUUUGUUGUGUAUCUCACUCACUAUGAAUAGUUUGUUAUUA
This is a messenger RNA of Brassica oleracea var. oleracea, 2120 nucleotides long. RefSeq names its product VIN3-like protein 1. The record is from RefSeq and is a predicted model, not a curated record. Gene Ontology annotation, biological process: epigenetic regulation of gene expression; vernalization response. Gene Ontology annotation, molecular function: protein binding. NCBI's taxonomy places the organism in Eukaryota, Viridiplantae, Streptophyta, Magnoliopsida, Brassicales, Brassicaceae.